Schizosaccharomyces octosporus yFS286 is the source of this 1562-nucleotide messenger RNA. RefSeq names its product 19S proteasome regulatory subunit Rpt3. Lineage: Eukaryota; Fungi; Ascomycota; Schizosaccharomycetes; Schizosaccharomycetales; Schizosaccharomycetaceae. The record is from RefSeq and is a predicted model, not a curated record. The coding region runs from base 63 to 1232 and encodes 389 amino acids. Gene Ontology annotation, cellular component: proteasome regulatory particle, base subcomplex. Gene Ontology annotation, biological process: proteasome-mediated ubiquitin-dependent protein catabolic process. The transcript has a single exon. Gene Ontology annotation, molecular function: proteasome-activating activity; ATP binding; ATP hydrolysis activity.
UCUGGAUCUUUCUCUUACUUCUUAGAAUCUACAAAGCUGCCAACAACACAUAUUCUUGGAAGAUGAAUGGAACUGAAGAAACGGAGCUCUAUAAUCGCUGGAAAGCGUUGCAAAGACAGUUGGAACUGUUGGAUUUACAAGAAGGAUUCAUCAAAGAAGACUGCAAGUCGUUAAAGCGUGAAUUAAUACGUGCUCAAGAAGAAGUCAAGCGAAUUCAGUCAGUGCCUUUAGUGAUUGGCCAAUUCUUAGAAGCUAUAGAUCAAAAUACAGCCAUUGUUGGAAGUACCACCGGCUCUAAUUAUGUUGUCCGGAUAUUAAGUACUCUUGAUCGUGAGUUGCUGAAACCUUCUGCCAGUGUAGCUCUUCAACGUCACUCAAAUGCCUUGGUUGACAUUUUACCUCCCGAGGCCGAUUCAUCUAUCUCAAUGCUCCGUCCAGAAGAGCGUCCUGAUGUCACAUAUAAUGAUGUUGGUGGUUUAGAUGUCCAAAAACAAGAAGUUCGUGAAGCAAUCGAACUUCCCCUAAAGCAGGGUGAUCUCUAUCGUCAAAUCGGUAUUGAUCCUCCUCGUGGUGUUUUACUUUACGGACCUCCCGGUACCGGUAAAACCAUGUUGGUUAAGGCUGUCGCAAACUCUGUAAACGCCAACUUCAUCCGAGUUGUUGGUUCUGAAUUCGUUCAAAAAUAUUUGGGUGAAGGCCCUCGUAUGGUGCGUGAUGUUUUCCGUAUGGCACGAGAAAAUGCCCCAGCCGUUAUUUUUAUUGAUGAGAUUGAUGCUAUUGCUACGAAACGUUUCGAUGCUCAAACCGGUGCCGACCGUGAAGUGCAACGUAUUCUAAUUGAACUUUUAACCCAAAUGGAUGGUUUUGACCAAGGUGCUAAUGUCAAGGUUAUGAUGGCCACCAAUCGUGCUGACACACUAGAUCCCGCCCUUCUUCGUCCUGGUCGUCUGGACCGUAAAAUCGAAUUUCCCGCUUACCGUGAUCGUCGUCAACGUCGUCUUGUCUUUCAAACAAUUACUGCCAAAAUGUCUCUUUCCCCCGAGGUCGACUUGGAUACCUUUAUCAUGCGUCCAGAUGCCUCUAGCGGUGCUCAAAUUUCAGCCAUUAUGCAAGAUGCUGGAUUGUUGGCUGUACGUAAGAGCCGUGGUGUAAUUCUUCAAAGCGAUAUAGAAGAAGCUUAUGCACGUGCUGUUAAGCCUACUGACAUGGAACAAUUCGCUUUCUACAAGUAAUUUGGGUUUUGCUGUUUUUUCUUUUCCUCCUUUUUUAUGGUAACUCCGUAUGUUUUUCCUCGUCCGCUUUGACUUAUUCCUUAUACCCAUAGAAGUUUGUUUGAAUGAAAAACAACCUACCUUUCCCGACACAUGAUGGAUUAUGUUGAUCUUUCUUUCUCACAGCAGUACUUGAUUUGAGAUGACACAAAAAUAAAUUUUUACGCUAUUCUUCUUUUUCUCUCCGAAGGGUUUCGUAUAUCUUCAUUGACCAAGCAGCCCGAGGAGCUGGUUUUCAUAAAACUACUUAUGUAUUUAAAUUAUAUGGUAUGUCUUUAUCACUGAAGUAAA